AUGCUUCUUGGCGCUGCCUUCCGUCGCUUUUCCGUCGUCAACAGAAUUUCGCGUUCAUUUUACUCCACCCACACAAAGCCUCCACCAUAUUCUAGACGCACCAUUUGUGUUAACAAUCUCCCGGAAGGAUACGAUGCCGCCAAUAUCGUCGACUCCAUUCGGGCCAAUCCAGUCGAGUCGGUGACACCAUCCAAAAACCAUCUUUCAGUCCGAUUUCUCAGCGAAGAGAUGGCCAGGAAAUGCAUCUCCAACAAUUCCUUAAGCAACCUGUCGUUAACAUUGGAAGAGGACGUGUCGUCGCAGCCAUCUGCUCAUCUAGUCGCCGAGAUAGGAUUCAACCAUUUAUCACGGGCAUUCAGAAUUAUCAACCUACAGCCAGACUUUGAUGAAGAGAAAAUGAAGGAGAUCAUUUAUUCUUAUCUGGGCGUGGAGUACUUCAGUGUCGGUCCAGAGCGGCGACAGGUAGACGUCCGUUUCUUGGAUAUUUGGCAAGCAGCAAUGGCGCGUCGCGCAUUUCUUGAGUACCCCGGCUUCCCAGGAUCUCGGGUCAUAUCUAUGGUAGAGGAAGAUCCUAACUAUAUUUUCCCGGAUUGGUACCCAAGUGCAGAAGACAACAGAUUGAAUCUCAAUCGGAUCGUGGUGAUGUCUAGCCUUAGUACUCCAGAACGGCUCGGGUUUUGUAUGGAUAGCAUUAGAAACACCGAACAACACUUGGUGCUAUUCAGAGGGCUUUACAAAAAAGACAAGUCGAUGAGGCUACGCUUCAUAACCGAGGCCUCUGCUCUUCAGUUCUUCGACUCCAUUCAGUCCUCAGCUGAAGCAGCGGGGGUCAAGGCAUACCUAGAAGAGGACAUCCAUACCGUACCUCGCGGAGUAGUCACUGCCAUCAGCUUGGGUGCAUCUCGAGUGGUUUGCCUACGCAUCAAUAGGGAGCGACGGCGUUCUAUCCAAAACUACCGGUCAACAUUCGUCCAAUACGGAGCUCUGGGGAAAGUUUCUGAGAAAUUCAGUGAUGAUUCACCCUUUGGGGUAGUCUUUCUUACAUAUAAUAGCAUAUUCAGCGCAAUGAGGUGCUUAUAUGACUUGUCGUGGUCGACAAAGAACAUUCCGGGGCUAGGGGACGUUCGCAUUAAUUUCCUUGGUGCCGAACAUUUGGUUCCAUCUGUCAUCCCACCAGAUGAAGUAGCGGAAGGUAGAUUCUCUUCCUCGGCAGAGUAUCAACGCCAACAUACCUGAAAUUCGCCUGGCUGGAAGAUGUCUAUACGUUGAUUAUUCGGAUUCUCGAGUUAACUUCACGCAUUUAAAAAAGGCUUUUCUAGUCCACGUAUAAUGUUGGUGUACAAGAACAUCGCGAUUGAGGCGCCCUAAUCUCAUUCUGAAAUAUACAGCUUGUAUUUUAGGGUUUGUUGCCCGCCGAACUUGCCUCAGUCCCGCUUCUAUGGUAAUGGGGGUGAAGAUACAAGUGUAUUCUCGGCUUUUGACUCAGGAAAACGCGAAAUACUAGUGUUGACAUAGUAGGUCUACUGUUAGAG
This is a messenger RNA of Guyanagaster necrorhizus, 1532 nucleotides long. RefSeq lists its product as uncharacterized. The record is from RefSeq and is a predicted model, not a curated record. The coding region runs from base 1 to 1236 and encodes 411 amino acids. NCBI's taxonomy places the organism in Eukaryota, Fungi, Basidiomycota, Agaricomycetes, Agaricales, Physalacriaceae. The transcript has 4 exons.